UAGAAAGUUUCUUAGUAUGAUUUGAUUGUCAAAGAAGAUCAGUUUGUUUGCAAAAUUCGUCUUAAAAUGAUACCUAAAUUGCUUUGUCUAGUAUUUCUUGGGUCUAUUAUCUUGGGGAUCUCCAAUGGAGCACCACUAAAUUCUAAUGAAGAAGAAGCUCGUAAAUUUGCUGAAAAUGUUUCCAACUCAAUCAAAGCCUAUUACAACAAAUUGGCUGAAGAUACAAUGGCUUUGGAUACUGAAGAUUUCGCAUCAUUUUUUAUUGCUCUCGAGACGCUAUUGAGUAAAUCAGAUGCAAUUAUUGAAGUUGUUCAUAAUGCAUCGUUAUUUGAUCAAAGCAAAUUCCAAGAUGAAGAACUUAAGGGGGGGUUUCCAUAGCAUUUUAAUGGAAGA
Episyrphus balteatus (marmalade hoverfly) is the source of this 393-nucleotide messenger RNA. RefSeq lists its product as uncharacterized. The transcript has 2 exons. The coding region runs from base 67 to 378 and encodes 103 amino acids. NCBI's taxonomy places the organism in Eukaryota, Metazoa, Arthropoda, Insecta, Diptera, Syrphidae. The record is from RefSeq and is a predicted model, not a curated record.